Messenger RNA from Spodoptera exigua (beet armyworm), 5872 nucleotides. The record is from the annotation of a GenBank genome assembly. Lineage: Eukaryota; Metazoa; Arthropoda; Insecta; Lepidoptera; Noctuidae.
CUCAAAUCAGCUCGACCAAUUUCUAUUUAAGUCCUAUACACACUGCGCACAAUCCCGUUUAUUUUUCCGUAGCGAGAUGGGUGUACUCGCGGAGCUCGAUUAGUCGUCCGUAAGCCACGGCGCGGUCAGGCCGCGUUCGCGGGUGCUCCGUGUAUUAAACUGUCGAUAUCAGUGUGAGAUCUGUUUUUUGGAACAUGUGCUGUGUUUGAUAAAGAAGAUGACCGGUGAAAUUUGCUGCAACCAAAAAUGGUAUGCGUUGAUUUGUGCGGGUAGCUGAAAGGAGAGAUGCACUUGCGUGCUCUACUCUCACUCGAACGGACAACCACCGGCAUGAAGGGCCAACCGGUUUGGACGACGUCGCCUCCCGGCGAGCCCUUGGUGCGGGCCCCAGUAGGAAAACCAAGAUGUCCGCCAGCCAUUUCUCGGCUCCGUGUGGAGAAAGUGGAGGGCGGGCUAGCGGUUGCCGGCGUGGUCGUCGCAGCCAACUGUCAAAUAGUACUGCCUAUAUUCGGAUUUCUGUUCAUGCUCGUCGGAUGUGUGCUUACAGCGGCUUCGUAUCGAGGUUGCGGUGAGAAUGAGGAGCCGGACCACUAUGCGGCCCGCAUCGCAUUCACUGGCAACUCGCGCGUGCUGGGCCCUGUGUGCAUCGUCGCAGGAGCUCUUAUGACUAUUGCUGGCAUCGUGUUGUGCAUGUUAAUGCGAGCUGCUCAACGCCGGCAGCGUAGGCUGGCGUUCCACUGUCCCAUUCACGGAGACUUCUACCCACUCAGCCCACAAAACAGCAGAAAAUAUUCUCGCACUCCGGCGGGUAUGUGGCGCUGGAUGCGCAGCUGGCUGGGGCUGGUGGAGGAAGGCGAGGCGGCGCGCUGCCCACGCUCUGCAGAGCCAGCCUCGCCAGCACGGGCAGAUGCCCCGUGUCCCCCUCCAUUACCUUUCUUGGUACCCUCGGACUCUGUAGUAGGUAUGGCUUCAGUACUGGGAGCUCCUCUUAGUCCGGAACAAACGUUCGGCUCCAUCAAAUCCCUCGCAAUAUCGAGGGAGGUCGCCAGUUUUCCGCUAUCGCGCUCGCCGACACCGCCACCAUUGAGUUGUCCCCCAUUCAAAGAGGAGCCCAAGUGUCUGGAAGACAUACCGAACGCAGUGAUAAUACGGCCGGACUUCGACUGUGGCUCGCCGACGUGCAAUUACCGUAUCGUUGAGUGCAAAUUGACUACCACUGAGGAAAUACACCGCAGUGCCCCACACAAUACUAGUGUACAUAGCGCGGACAAUAAACAAAUGAGACCCAACACAGUCUCCAUAACGAUACCCGACGAGGGGAAGGUUAUGGAUCAAAACAAUAUUAUAGAGUGCGGUGGCUUUUAUUUUAUACAUAAUUUUGACUCUGGAAAUCUCGGUCAUGUAGAAAGGGUGCCUACGGAGCUAAUAGCUCCAUCUGUAAACCCAAAAACGAAUUUAUCUGAAACACCUGAUUAUGAAUUCAACUUGUGGACUCGUCCCGACUGUGCGGGCACUGAGUUUGAGAAUGGAAAUCGCACCUGGUUCUACUUUGGUGUGCAGGCCAGCGAAGCUGGAGUACUGGUGCGGUUAAACCUCAUAAACCUGAACAAGCAAGGCAAGAUGUAUAACCAAGGCAUGGCUCCGGUGACGCGCACACUGCCAGGCAAGCCUCAGUGGGAGAGGAUCAGAGACCGUCCUGUACAUUCGACGGACGACAAUACAUUCACUCUGAGCUUCAAGUACAGAACGUCGGAAAACCUGAAGGCGACUACGUUCUUCGCGUUCACAUACCCGUUCUCGUUCGCUGAGCUGCAGAUCGCGCUAAACUCCAUCGACCUGAAGAUGUUGCCACUUCCCCCGCCGCAGUCACCAGACGAUAUCUACUACGUUAGAGAAUGUCUCAUUUAUUCUUUAGAAGGGCGGCGUGUAGAUCUUUUAACGAUCACGUCACAUCACGGAAUCACAUCAGAGAGAGAGGAACGACUCAAGAACCUGUUCCCAGACAACCAGCCGAGACCACACAAGUUUCUCAAUAAAAAAGUGAUAUUCAUAUCAGCUCGGGUACAUCCAGGAGAAACUCCUUCGAGUUUCGUGUUCAAUGGAUUCUUGAACCUUCUUCUAACAAGGAAUGACCCCAUAGCAAUUCAGUUGAGGAAACUCUACGUUUUCAAAAUGAUCCCGUUCCUUAACCCUGAUGGGGUCGCUCGGGGUCACUACCGGACUGACACUAGGGGGGUCAACCUGAACAGAGUCUAUUUGAACCCCUCAUUAGCUCUGCAUCCUACUGUAUACGCUUCCAGAGCCUUAAUUAGGUAUUAUCACUAUGGCACUGAAAAGGAAGACUUGGUUGACGACAGCAAGAGCUACACGACGCGCAGUAUACAGAACAUCAGCGAGAAUACCGAGGUACCGGCACACAAUCAAGUCUUAGACACAAAAAAGAAGAAAGGCAACAGUAACCAACAACCAUACAAAAGCGGUGAUUACUACAAGAGAGAGAAGCACCCGAAAUCUAUGACUAACAAUAAGUCGUCGACCACAAUUAAACCUCCUUCGACCUCCUCUGACAAUUCCAAGAAGGAGUUCAAAUCACUCAGUGGAGAGGCAGCUCAUUUGGCUGAACAGGUAUACGACAUGAAACUGCAAGAACAGCCUUCACAAACGAGUGACGCAUCAUCAAAACCAUCGAAUUCCAACAUGGACGACACAUCCUCGUUACUGAAUGAAAAUACGUUGAGAACAUGUUUGGGAUCCACGGUUCACUUGAGCACCAGUGAAGAACUCAAUUUCCAGGGCUCGAACCCACUACGACCAUUGCGGGAUACGCUCAAGAAUAGCAUCAGUUUACUCAUGGAGUCUACUGGCUCUGUAGCUGGGGACAAUUCACUGGGCGGCAAGGAGUCUCGACAGUCCAACGUGAAGGUGGGGUGGUGCCAGGACUGCCGCCUGGCCGUCUCCAAGCUCGAGGACACCAUGCCCGGCAUCACUGACAUGGUACCUGGGUACAACGUCUCGCUGGACUCGGACGCCUCCACCUCACCUAUGCUCAAGGAAGAAAACGUAUACUUCUGCACCAACUGCUUUAAGAGAUAUAUACUUACAGAUUCAAAUGAAGAAAUCAAGGUAUGCAGCGUGGUGUCGACGACCAGCGUGGCGGUGUCGGCCGCGGACAGCGCGGAGCCGCGCACUGACUCACAGUCCUGCGACAAACUCACCGGCACCGGGGACGCUAUACUCCAAACUGUUAAUCAGCCUUCACCAAAAGAUGACAAGCCGAAGUCUCCCACAUCAAAGGCAGGCAAGAAGAAAGGCGCGCCGGUCACCAGCACUUCUAGUAAUAACAAUAACGCUGUGGUGAAGUCCGGGUUCAAAGAGGUCGAGUCCGGCCUCUAUUUGUACAUAGACUUACAUGGACAUGCUUCGAAAAAAGGUAUAUUCAUGUACGGCAACCACUUCGACGACCUGGAGAGCUGCGUGGAGUGCAUGCUACUGCCUCGCAUCAUGUCUAUGAACAACCUGCACUUCCACUUCUCGUCCUGUAAUUUUACCGAGCGGAAUAUGUACCUCAAGGACCGCCGCGACGGUAUGUCUCGCGAGGGUUCGGGGCGCGUGGCGGUGUUGAAGGCGACGGGUCUGGUGCGGUCGUACACGCUGGAGUGUAACUACAACACGGGGCGCCUCGUGAACGUGCUGCCGCCGGGCGUGCGGGACGCGGCGGCGGCCGGGCCCGCGCCCCCCGCCGCCGCCGCGCCGCCGCCCCCCAAGUACACGCCCCACAUCUUCGAAGAGGUAAACCCCUUCCAGUUAAGCCUACAUGUACAUGGCUCACGGCUGAAGAUCAUUGCACUUGGGCACCGUCUACUGCCAUUCCAAAAUGAGACGUUGCCAUGGCCUCCCAUGCCCACAUACAAGUUACGCACCUACCUGAUCUCGGUGGGGCGCUCGCUGGGCGCGUCGAUACUGGACCUGACAGGGCAGCACCCCAACUCGCGCAUCCCGUGCUCGGAGCACCGCAACCUGUCCGCCGUCAGGGAGUGGCUGCGUGCCCACACGCGGACCCUGCGCCCCCAGCUCACGAUGUCACGUCUCCGCCCUAAGACCACAUCCCCACCUCGCGUGCCGCUGUACGCGCGCUCCAAGGGUAAGGUGACCGAGGAGCGCAAGGAGAACACGUACGUCGGUGCCAAGACUGACUCCGAGCGCAAGCGGAGCCCGCCCGUACUGGCGCCGCGCUCCGGACACGACAUCAUGAACCUCGGCAUGAAGUUCAGCAAGAAGAACGAGCCCGUCAAGACCACCUCCCGGACUAGAUACUUGAGCGAGAACGAACCCAAACCCAAAACAUUAUCCACCAAACGAAGAAAUAUUCUGGCCAUCCGGAAACCGAACUCGAGUAAGACCGCGGCGGGCGGCGUCGCGAAAACGAAGGUGAGCCGGAGGUCGGCGGACGACACGGAGAGCCCGCGCACGUCCAUCGUGUCCGGCAAGCUCAGCAAGCGCAGCUACUCGCGGUCCGUGCGCGGCUCGUCGGCCCGCAGCCGCGCGCUGGCCUCGUCCUCCUCCGACGAGCUGCUGGCCGGCGCCUGGGAGGACGUGGCGGGCGGCACGGCGCUGGGCGCCGCCGACGGCCUGGCGCUGCCCGCCAAGCGCCGCCCCUUCCCCGCGCCGGCGCCGCCCCCGCACCUCAAGAAGAUCCGCCUCAAGCAGGCCAUGUAGCGCCUGCUACGCGCCAAGACUCGAUCACUGCCGACUCCCAAACAUUUUAGUAACUGACCAUUUUUAACGUUGGCAAUAUCUUUGUGUGAGGCGCUAUCACUGUAACUUAUGCCAUUAAAAAUCUUGUGUGAUCUUAUCUCUUGCUUUGGGUCUAGCUAAGGUAUCUCUACUAUUAUUUAGGAUUAAUAUCGUCACCCAUUAGGACAUACUGCUCGUACACUUGUACGAGUUUCGACAUUUGUUGUCAUACUACUUAGAACACCCUACUUACAUGUAUAUUUCAUUUUACUGUCAUUGUUGGUAGGGAUAUUUUUAAUGGCAUGAGAACUAACUGGGUUAGUCUUGUAACUUAAAUUUUCGUUGCUAUAUAAUAACUUCGGGUAUCUCGUGAUUAUGUUGACUGACGAACUAAAUUUUUGUGUUCUUUAGCAUAAUGUUUUAUGUCAAUUUUCUCGUUUAAAAUUCAAAGUCUGUAUAUUGUUUUACACUUCUUAUUGAGAUAGAUGGAGAUAUUUAUUUAUCGGAAAUGUAGAUUUUUACUAUAAGAUUAUAUGAAGACAAAAUAUCUUUUAUUGUUUGCGGCGAAUUGUAAAGAAUAUACCAACUGUAGUGAGUUAUAUGCUCAUGGAGCAAUGUUUUCAAGAUGUGCUAAUAUUGUAUAAUGUACUAUUGAUCUCAUAUAUGAAAUUUAGCAAGAAGCUGGUUUCGAUCAGUGCUCAUAUUUAUUCGAUCAGAAAUAUUUCUGUACCCACGGCUUACAAAAUGAUUGAGUUAAGCUUUAAAAAAAUUGGAAAUUGAAAUUAGGAACAGAAACAAAGUGUUUGUGUGAUAUAAAACAGCUACUUGGUUUGUAAAGGGUUUUUUUUAGAAUAUAAUGUAUGUAUUACUAACAUGAUAACUUGUGUAACACACACAUGGUGUAAGGUGAUGCGGCUGCCUCCAUGGGGCGUCUCAUUACGUCUACUAGUGCAAUAAUUUUAUAUAAAGUAUAUGUACCACGAGUUUUAUAUAAAUACGUGACCUACGUGAAAUUCUAAGUUCUUAUUAAAAUAAAGUGUUAACGGUAGAAAUGCGUAGUGUGUAUAUUUUAAAACAGUAACUAUUUAUUUAUCUGAAAUAUUAAUAUAUGGUUAAAUAACAUACAAUGUUCUCACAA